AUGCCUCCAGACCACAACAGCCCCCGCAACCACCACGGCAGCCGCAACCACCACAGCCCCCGCAACAACCACGGCAGCCGCAACCACACCGGCAGCCGCAACUACCACCGCAGCCGCAACCACCACAACAGCAGCCGCAACCACCACCGCAGCCGCAACCACCACCGCAGCCGCAACCACCACCGCAGCCGCAACCACCACAGCCCCUGCAACUACCACCGCAGCCGCAACCACCACCGCAGCCGCAACCACCACUGCAGCAGCAACAACAGCGGCCGCAACCACCACCGCCCCUGCAACAACAACAGCCGCUGCCACCACCACGGCAGCCGCAACCACAAUGGCAGCAGCAACAACAACAGCGGCCGCAACCACAACAGCGGCCGCAACCACAACAGCAGCCGCAACAACAGCUGCCGCAACAACAACAGCAGGUGCAACCACAGCAGCUGCAACAGCAGCAGGCACAACCACAACAGCAGCCGCAACAACAGCUGCCGCAACAACCACAGCAGGCGCAACCACAACAGCAGCUGCAACCACGACAGCCGCCACAACCCCAGCAGCCGCAACCUCGACAGUCGCCGCAACCACCACAACAGCAGCCGCAACCACCACAAUGGCAGCCGCAACCACCACGGCAGCCGCAACCACCACAAUGGCAGCCGCAACCACCACGGCAGCCGCAACCACCACGGCAGCCGCAACCACCACAAUGGCAGCUGCAACCACCACCGCAGCCGCAACCACCACCGCAGCCGCAACCACCACCGCAGCAGCAACAACAGCCGCUGCAACCACAACAGCAGCAGCCGCAACCACCACCGCAGCCGCAACCACCACCGCAGCCGCAACCACCACCGCAGCCGCAACCACCACCGCAGCCGCAACCACCACAGCCCCUGCAACUACCACCGCAGCCGCAACCACCACCGCAGCAGCAACAACAGCGGCCGCAACCACCACCGCCCCUGCAACAACAACAGCCGCUGCCACCACCACGGCAGCCGCAACCACAAUGGCAGCAGCAACAACAACAGCGGCCGCAACCACAACAGCGGCCGCAACCACAACAGCAGCCGCAACAACAGCUGCCGCAACAACAACAGCAGGUGCAAUCACAGCAGCUGCAACAGCAGCAGGCACAACCACAACAGCAGCCGCAACAACAGCUGCCGCAACAACCACAGCAGGCGCAACCACAACAGCAGCUGCAACCACGACAGCCGCCACAACCCCAGCAGCCGCAACCUCGACAGUCGCCGCAACCACCACAACAGCAGCCGCAACCACCACAAUGGCAGCCGCAACCACCACGGCAGCCGCAACCACCACAAUGGCAGCCGCAACCACCACGGCAGCCGCAACCACCACAAUGGCAGCCGCAACCACCACCGCAGCCGCAACCACCACCGCAGCCGCAACCACCACCGCAGCAGCAACAACAGCCGCUGCAACCACAACAGCAGCAGGCGCAACCACAACAGCAGCUGCAACCACGACAGCCGCCACAACCCCAGCAGCCGCAACCACGACAGUCGCCGCAACCACAACGAGUCCACCAGUACUGAUACCCAACAAUACCGUAGGUCCAUUGAGCCCCAUCUCCAACCAAGGCUGCAGCAGUUCCCAGCUCUGUGCCUCACAGCCACAGAGCUGUGACCCAUCGUUGGCUGGAUCCUGUUUCUUUGUGGGUGCCAGACGGACUGCCGGACAGAACUUUGAGUUUGGACUCUCUGGACAGUCCGAUGGCUACAUAGGCUGCACGUUGUCACCGGACAUUGCUUUGGGAGGAGGAGAUACUACUUACGUUUGCGCCAACAACAAUGGAAGGGUUGAAUUCAUCGGAACGAUCUUGCAAAACGAUCAAUUGAUUCGACGAACUCUGAAUGCAAACUCGGUGAGGGGACGCAUCGACGGAAACAGAAUCCAGUGUACGUUCGCAGCCACUAUCCCCAAUGCGACAGUCAGAAUGACGCCGUCUACCUUUUCGUUAGCUCUUGUCACCGGAGCAUUCGACCCCGCCACCGACGUCCUGGGAGCUCCCGAGGCCAGAGUCCAGACCGGAAGGGUGGAGCUGGGCAACCCCAACUCCAAUAGCACCAACCUCAUCACCUCCGCCGGCGGCAGGCCAACCUACCAGGCACUGUCACAAGCUCUGCUCAUCAUCCUAGGGACCAUGGGUCUGACCUUGCUAUAAAGCAGCUUUAAGAAGUUCCAAAAGUAGUAAAAACCUACAUUACAUAUAUUAACUACAUCAAAAAUAUAUGAACAAUUCGUAAAAUACUUUGUAUUUUUCAAUCCUCAGUUCAUUAAUGGAAGGAUAUUGUUAAUUAAAGGCCCAUGACGAUGCCUAGAAAUUAGCCUUAAACAAGUAGCUAUUUAUUUUUCUAACAAUUUUGUCCUUUUGUUUGCCUUUGGGUGAGUCAUGAGUUUUGUGUAUAUUUCCACGCAUUCCAUUGUAUGUGUCAUGUAUUUAUUGCGUAAGUCUCAGACCAACAGGUUAUCAGGCACUGAACCAAUGUUUGUCCCCUCUCUCUUCGUUGAAUGAUGCCACUGGAUGGCAGAAACGAUACUGGCUUGUAUGUUAAAUAAACUUGCGAUUUGUGAUUAUCUAAGCACGAAAAUUAAGAGCAGUAUUAAAUUAAGUUAAUUCUGCUCACAGAAAAAACAUGCAUUCAAACAGUGGUGGUAUGAUCCGAUUGUUAUGCACUUUGUUGCAACAACUAAUAUGUUUUGUUUUGUUUGUUUGUUAAAUUAAAUAUACCUAUACCAGUCAACUUGAUUCUGUUCUUGCCUACUUUGUAACGCAACCAUGCUUUACCUAAUUUCUGGUCAUUACAUGAUGGAAUGGCCUAUAUUGGAUUAUUUUACAUGCUAGACUAGAGCAACCCGAUCUCUUCAAUCAUGGUCAUGACCAUUCAAGGUGAUUGGUGGUAUGCAUCUGCGCUCCACACAAGCUAAUUGGAAGGAUGGGCUUAUCAUCUGUCAUCUAAUGCAGCGGUCCCCAACCACCGGCCCGUACCGGGCCGCGGGACAUUCCUAACCGGGCCGUAGGUUAGUAGGCUACGACAUGAAUAGAAAAAAUAAAUAAAAAAAAUUCAUGCAAAAUGCACGCACACUUAAUAAACUCAAUUUACUUCGCAAUACUGUCACUCUUUUACAUGCCAUAAGUCUAUAUGAAUGAGUGGAUCCGCAACCCAUUUGUCAAUUUCCCGAAUCACUUGUCAGUGCAGGAGGAAGAUCAAAUGAUCACGUAGUGUUCGAAUUCCAGCUGAAACAUUGGGCUUACUGGCUCUUUUAAGUAGCCACUAGUCUGAUUAUAUUAAAAGAAAGUAUUUAAUUCAAUGACUUUUUCAUGUUUUCUCCUCACUUCUCUUUCUGCCCGCCAUACCACAAGCUAGGCUGUUCACUUGACUUCUAGCUAGGCUGCCCACUAAAGUGCUAACUAGGCUGACCACUAAACCUCGCGCUAAGAAGCGUGCUAACCCAUGAGCUAGGUAGCCCGCUAAACAGCUAGCUAGGCUGCCUGCUUAACCUCUAGCUAGGCUGCACACUAAACUCUAGCUAGGCUGCAAACUAAACUCUUGCUAGGUUGCACACUUGACUCUAGCUAGGCUACCAGCUAGGGCUGGGCGAUAUGACGAUAUAUAUCGUGUGAUGAUAUAAAAAUGUCUAUCGUUUCAUAUUAUGCUCUAUUGUUUAUAUCAUCUUGUCGCAAAUCACACUUUACGGUAAUAUUUUUCGUCAUUUGGACAACGCUUUUCAUUCUUCCACACGUCACAUGAAGGCAACACAAACAAACAUGGAGGAGAGUGAAUUCGACAAUUCUGAACAGGAGAAGGACUCUGACGACCAGCCAAGACAAAGUGAGCUCGUACCUAAAAGAGUGGCUAACCGGUCCCCUCACCAGACUCAAACACCACAAACCUAUUUUACCGCCUACGAAAGAAUCACGAAAAACAGUAUGGAGAGUCUACGGAUGAAG
Messenger RNA from Gadus chalcogrammus (walleye pollock), 3988 nucleotides. RefSeq names its product GATA zinc finger domain-containing protein 14-like. The transcript is spliced from 7 exons. The coding region runs from base 1 to 1662 and encodes 553 amino acids. Lineage: Eukaryota; Metazoa; Chordata; Actinopteri; Gadiformes; Gadidae. The record is from RefSeq and is a predicted model, not a curated record.